AUGGAGAUUAAAGAGCUAAGGGACAUCCUGCAGCACACGCUGCUGCAACACCCGCGCUUCCACAGCCGCCUGGUCUCUAGCCCUGGUGGCGUGCCAGCGUGGGUGCUUAUGGAUGCUGCUGACGUGGAUCUAGAGUACCAUGUCGUGGAAGAGGAAGCUUCUGACGUGGAUUCGUCACAGCGCCACGUGGCAGGGGAUGAGGGAGGCGGAGGAGGAGGAAAAGGAGGAUUCACCAAGCGCUGGGUGACGAAAUCUAUCUCAUCUCUUGCUGCUCAGUGCUACCAAAACCGUCUCCUGUUACUCACGCCUCUCACUCAUCUACUACUAACACUCUCUCCUCUUCCCACCACCACCAGGAUUCACCAUGCCUUGGGUGACGGAAUCUCGCUCAUGUCUCUCCUGCUAGCUGCCACCCGCCGAACUGACAACCCGGACCUCCUUCCGAGCUUACCAGGCAGCUUGGGUGCAUCCACUAGGCAAAAGACCUCCUCCUCCUCCGAGCCACCCUUGAGCAGCAGCGAUGGUAGCAGCAGUGGUACUAACAGAAGCAGUAUCAGUGAGGGGGGAAGCAGCAAGGGAAAAGAGGCAGCGGCAGAGCUUUCCAGGAAAAAGGGGUCGUUCCGAAGGUUGUUGACGCUCUUGUGGGUUGCGCUUGUGCGUGCGGUGCUUGCGGUGUGGCGGAUGGUGCGAGUGACAGUCAACACGACCAUGCAGAUUCUCGAGUACCUGGCAGUGCUUCUGUGGGUUGCUGAUACCCCAACGCCCAUCAAAGGAGGGCCCCACCUGCACUGCCACGCCCUGCCACGCUGCUUCGCGGUUUCCCCUGAAAUGAGCCUUGAAGACGUGUCAACCAUUCGCAAGGCAGUGAAAGGCACGACGGUCAAUGACGUCAUGCUGACUGUGAUCUCUGGUGGAAUUGAGCGGUACCUUGUUCUUCUCGGCAUUACAAAUGGAGGGUCCCCAUUGCCUCACCGGCUGCGGGUCAGCGCACUGGCACUCUUCAACCUGCGACCAGCACCAGGGCUCCAGGAAAGACUCCCUGAUGGCUCACUGGACGUACCUGAAUGGGCGCCUGCUCAUGCCGCUCGUGGGAUGCAAGCACUAGCAGCGCUGUGUGCUUCCAGAAAGGACUCCCUGAUGGCCCACGGGACGUACCUGAAUGGGCGCCUGCUCAUGCCGCUCGUGGGAUGCAAGGCUCAGUGCUGGUUCUCUUGGUGGGCACCAGCAGUGCCGUGUGCUUCAAGGAAGGAAAGCCUGAUGGCCCACUGGACAUACCUGAACGGACGCAUGCUCAUGCCGCUCGUGGGGUGCAAGGCGAGUGGUGUGGUGUGUUGGAGGUAUGUUGAGGUAUGGUAUGGUGAGGUGUUGAGGUAUGGUAUGGUGAGGUGUGUUGAGGUCUGGUCUGGUAUGGUGAGGUGUGUUGAGGUAUGGUAUGGUAUGGUGAGGUGUGUUGAGGUAUGGUAUGGUAUGGUGAGGUGUGUUGAGGUAUGGUAUGGUAUGGUGAGGUGUGUUGAGGUAUGGUAUGGUAUGGUGAGGUGUGUUGAGGUAUGGUAUGGUAUGGUGAGGUGUGUUGAGGUAUGGUAUGGUAUGGUGAGGUGUGUUGAGGUAUGGUAUGGUAUGGUGAGGUGUGUUGAGGUAUGGUAUGGUAUGGUGAGGUGUGUUGAGGUAUGGUAUGGUAUGGUGAGGUAUGGUAUGGUGAGGUGUGUUGAGGUCUGGUAUGGUAUGGUGAGGUGUGUUGAGGUAUGGUAUGGUAUGGUGAGGUGUGUUGAGGUAUGGUAUGGUAUGGUGAGGUGUGUUGAGGUAUGGUAUGGUAUGGUGAGGUGUGUUGAGGUAUGGUAUGGUAUGGUGAGGUGUGUUGAGGUAUGGUAUGGUCUGGUGAGGUGUGUUGAGGUCUGGUAUGGUAUGGUGAGGUGUGUUGAGGUAUGGUAUGGUAUGGUGAGGUGUGUUGAGGUAUGGUAUGGUCUGGUGAGGUGUGUUGAGGUCUGGUAUGGUAUGGUGAGGUGUGUUGAGGUAUGGUAUGGUAUGGUGAGGUGUGUUGAGGUAUGGUAUGGUAUGGUGAGGUGUGUUGAGGUAUGGUCUGGUAUGGUGAGGUGUGUUGAGGUAUGGUCUAUGCUGCUGUUCCCCGUUCCCUUCAAGGCUGGGGGCAGUGAGGAUGUGCUCGUGCUCCUGGUGGGCACAAACAGUGCUGUGUGCUUCGAGGAAGGACUCCCUGAUGGCUCACUGGACGUACCUCAAUGGGCGCCUGCUCAUGCCGCUCGUGGGGUGCAAGGACUUCUUGAUGGCUCACCAGACGUACCUGAACGGGCGCGCCUGCUCAUGCCACUCUUGGGGUGUAAGCCAGUGGCAGUGCUCACGCGGCGCAGCUUGGAUGAAACCACCCUCUCACUCUCCAACGUGCUGGGGCCAUACUCUGCUUAUCCUUUUCUUUCUCCCUUGCCUGGCUUUCCUACCCUGAACCCUCUUUUCCUUCCCACCGCUACCCAUUGCUCCCUUUCGCAGCCAGUGGCAGUGCUCACGCGGCGCAGCUUGGAUCAAACCACCCUCUCGCUCUCCAGUGUGCCAAUAGCAGCGCUCACGCGUCGCAGCUUGGAUCAGACCACCCUCUCGCUCUCCAGCGUGCCAGUGGCAGCGCUCACGCGUCACAGCUUGGAUCAAACCACCCUCUCGCUCUCCAACGUGGUGGGGCCUCUAGAAGAGGUGGCACUGCACGGCCACCCCAUCGCUGCCAUCAUUCCCUCGGUCGUUGGCAGCAACCACGUGAGUCUUGGCCCCUCCCUUCACCCUCAUCCCAAUUCUGAGUCAUUCUUUAGUCGCUGA
Molecule: messenger RNA, 2817 nt
Organism: Closterium sp. Naga37s-1
Lineage: Eukaryota; Viridiplantae; Streptophyta; Zygnematophyceae; Desmidiales; Closteriaceae
Source: the annotation of a GenBank genome assembly